Pelobates cultripes (western spadefoot toad) is the source of this 10227-nucleotide messenger RNA. NCBI's taxonomy places the organism in Eukaryota, Metazoa, Chordata, Amphibia, Anura, Pelobatidae. The record is from the annotation of a GenBank genome assembly.
CGUCACGCCGCUGGAUGUGGGCGUGGCCAGACGCCGAGGCUGUAUUUAUAGGCCGCCGUGUCUCAGUGCGGAAAGUUUGGUUGGUCGGUGUCAGAGCGCGCCCCCUAUAGACAGCACGGAGAGCUGCUCGCAGUGUCAGACAGAGGGCGCUCUGCGCAUGCGCCGGGGGCGGGGGGCUCGGCAGCGCUGUGCUCAGACUGGGCCUCUGCAAGGCCGGAGCCAGCACCGCAAACAAAGCAGCACCUGCCCGCCUGCAUCGCUGUCCGCCGUGCGGGGCCCGGCCGGGGAGCUAUCACAGGCCCACACCGCUUCAAACUGGGGGGGGCCGGCGGCUCCAAGAUGGCUGUGGAGAAGAUGGAGCUGGACAUGGAGAUCCAGACUGUGCAGAGCGAGGCGGGCAUGAGGAGGUCCAGCAGCGCCCCGCUCAUCAAUGGACUCAGGUAGGACUGAGAGGGGAACUGGGAGUGAUGGGAGUGGAGGGGAACUGGGAGUGAUGGGAGUGGAGGGGAACUGGGAGUGAUGGGAGUGGAGGGGAACUGGGAGUGAUGGGAGUGGAGGGGAACUGGGAGUGGAGGGGAACUGGGAGUGGAUGGCUACUGGGAGUGAUGGGAGUGGAUGGCUACUGGGAGUGAUGGGAGUGGAUGGCUACUGGGAGUGAUGGGAGUGGAUGGCUACUGGGAGUGAUGGAGUGAUGGGAGUGGAUGGCUACUGGGAGUGAUGGAGUGAUGGGAGUGGAUGGCUACUGGGAGUGAUGGGAGUGGAUGGCUACUGGGAGUGAUGGGAGGGGAGCACGGAGGGGGGUGCCUUGCUGUCUGGCCUGGCACGCCAUCUAUUGGCCUGCUGAGUAUCUAGGAGGUGGAUGCCAGAGGUGAUCAUUAAGUUUAGGCCAUGGGUGGCCGAAAGGUAAACGCUUAUAACAUCUGUUCUAGAACUACAACUCCCAGCAUGCAUUCCAGCCAGGGAGCUCUCAGCUGACCCCACUGCAUUCAAGUAGCAGGGCUAGUUCUCUAAAUUGAAUAUGUUUUUGAUUUUAUUUUUUUAUCACUUGGUGCAAAAUUGUGAAUGAACUGGAAACUUGGACUAUUUGUGUGUGUGUGUGUGUGUGUGGGGGGGGGUAGGGUAAUGUAGAGUUAAUGGUUAAGAAAUAUAGGUUACUUGCAUAAUUUCAGCAAAGUGUGCAGCUUGGUGUGCCUUUUUUUAAAAAUUAUUUUGAGUGUGGUUUUGUGACUUUUUAUUUUUAUCUUUUUAAAAUAAAAUAUUUAUCAAAUUGGACAAUCAGAUUUGCCAUCCAUCUUCAUAACAAUUGAAAAAUUGCUCUGCUUGCGAUCAUGCAACAACUUCUGUUUUAGCAAUACAAGUUACAAGAACCAUUUCUGCAGCUGGUCAUGGGUUAAAGUUGAAAUUUGAGUUUGAAUAGUAAAGUUGAUCAAUAUUUUUUAUUUAUUUAUUUAUUUUUUUUUUUUAUUUAUCUUCCCUUUUAGUGAUACUGAACAAGUGUUUCAACCAUAUACAAUUCGGGCACGAAGAAAUAGUACAACUACUACUAUGAUGAAUCGUCACAGCAUGGUAUGUUUAAAUUGACACCACUCCUUCAGUGAACAAUUCUGAAAAUAUUUUGGGGAACAAUUUGCAAUUCUUACUGUCCAUGUUCUGUUGCUCAGCAUUGGCAAGGGAAUGUAGCAUAUUAAAUAUUUUGGUGUCAUUGUUUUAAAUGUUGGCUCAAUUGCAUUGAACUAAAACAAACCUCACUUGUGUUUUUUUUUUUUUUUCAUCAGUGCAUUCACAUUAAAGGUCUGUUUGGGCACCCUAACAUCCUUUCAAGUUGUUAUGGUGCCAGGAGGUUCCAUGCACUGGCUUACCUUAAGGUUUUAAAGUGUUAAAGUGCAAGCUUCCCCAAUUAUGCUGUUACUGUGUUUUUCUGUAUGAAUGGAGCAACAUUAAAGGUGCCAGCUAGGAAGUAACCAUAGCAAACACAGCGCAUGCAUUUUAGUUCCUAUGCCCAAAAACAGAACCCUCUUCUAGGCAAUCCGUUUCAUAAUUUACUGGUCGUGGAGGGACCUAAUUUUAAAUGGGGUUUGAUUUCAAUCUACAUAAUUGCUAGCUCAAUGCAUAGGUGUAGUUUAAUUUUCUGUUUAAGUACUUGUUGUAUCAUGACGGUUAAUUUCAUAUUCAAAACCAUUUAAAUAAAAGUAAUUUGUAUUUUCAGAUACCGAUGUCUUCACCAAUACGCAUUCCCUGCAGCAGACUUUAUCAGCUCAGAAGGGUAAGUCAUUUGCUGAUCUGGCAGGUUUAUGGUGUGUUGGUAGAUUUAGCUGUAUAACUGUUAUAAGGGGGGAAAAACUGUUGCUCUUAAAUCAGUCUUACUUGCCUUUUUGUAGAUCUGGUGAUAAGCGCCCAUUAAAUCAUUUUUACCUUUUAAUGUUACCUUUGUGUGUUUAUAUUCGUAUUGCAAAAAUGUUGACUGCAAGUUUGUCGUACAAGGUUAGGUCAUGUGUUUUUUGUUUUUUUUUGUGACCAGAUAUUUUAGCAUCACAUCAACUCGUAUUUUUACUACCUGUCUCUGAAGCUGGUGUUUAUGCAAUGGUGGACAAAUAUCGUCUGCAUCCAAAUCGAAUACUGCUCAUUCCGUUUUUUCAAAUUGUCUAUAUCUAAAUAUAUAUUUAUUUUUGAAUAUUUUUUUUUCUUCGCAGGAGGAAGGUGCCGAUUUGAUUGACCGAGAGACUGCAAGUGAACGGCAAGUAUUUCCAUGUCUGUUUAUAGUUAUAAUGUAGAAACCCUUUUUUGAAUAUUCACAUUUCAAACUGAUUUGUUAAAUGAACACUUUAAGCACCAUAACCACUCACUGUAGUGUUUUUUUUUCCCCUUUGUGUCCUCUCUGUAUUGUAAGGAGUCAAACUGUUUUUUGUGUUUCUUACUUAGUCUGUAGUAGUUCUAGUGCUUGGAGUCUGAGUAUUUUCUGUAAAAUCAAUAGAAGUAAAUUGUACUCCAUAAAUUGACAUAAUUUAAUAGAAAAGGUGUGUGUGUGUGUGUGUGUGUGUGUGUGUGUGUGUAAAAUAUAAAUAUAUAUAGUAUACCUUAUUUUUUUUUGUCGAGUUAACUUUUCAUAGAAUGACUGACCUCUUAACACAAACUAUUCCAUGAUGCUAUCCCAGAAGUACAAAUUCUCACUUCAUGUAUUGAUUUUAAUUGUCAUUGUUUGCCCCCCCAAAAAAAAACACAACUUUUUUUUCACAAUACUAUCUUUGUUUUCUUUUACAGGGAGUUCCAAGCAGCAAUGCAAAUGAGUUUGUCCUGGGAAGAUAAUUUUAACCUGGUAAGAUCUGGUUUAAUCCUUGUGGGGGCCCCAUCUCCUAUGUUAUCUUACUUUGUAACUUUUGUAUACCAUUUUGACUUGUUGCAUGAUGGAUUUUGGAUCUGUGUUGCAUCUUUCCUGUGGGAUGUCAAUAUGUCCAUAUCAUGCUAAAGUAAAAACCUAUAGGAGGCAUCAGGGCAACCAGUUGUGAAGUACAAACUGAGUUGUAGUAUAUUUCUCCUACAAUGUAUCUCUUAAAAUACAUGUCUUUAAAUAUUUUGUCUGUGCAAUGGUCUGCUUAAUUUAUAGGUGUGUGAAUUUAUGUAUGUGUAUAUAAAUUACACACAUCAUUUGUCCUUUAUGAAUUAAACAGACCAUUGCAUAUAAUCUCUCAUAUAUAUAUAUAUUUAUAGUUAUAUUUUUUUUGACCUGGAAUAUUUAAAUUUUGUAGAUGCUUAAAACACCUGCUUGUUUUGGUUUGACUUAAAGUGAAUGUACAUGAAAAAUAGAAUGUAGUGUAUGUACUGUUCAAAUAUUUUUUUUAUAUAUUAAAAACUUGGUUCUGUAGGUACACUUAGAAAUUACUAUGAUACUGUUUUUGUGGGACUAAAUGACUCCUAUAUCUAUAUGUAACAGCUAAUCACAUCACAGACUUCUAACUUUUUUCAAGACUACGUAAAUAAUAUUUAUAUAUUUUUUUUUGCUUUUUAGAGUGACAAUGAUCUUGACAAACUUGAAAAAUCGACUUCUCCAAAGCAAGUAGAUUUUACUCCUGUAUCUCCAGCUCCUUCACCAACCAGAGGAAUUGGAAAGGUAACCAUUUGUCCACUAUGCAACCUAGUAAUUCAGUUGCACGUUCUUGCAUGCAAAACACCACACAUGAAAUCCUCACUGGCCUUUAUCCUCUAAGGGUAUAAAAACUUUGCCAUAUUAGUCAGAAUUGGUAUUAAGGGUUUCUAUUGUAGAUCAGUGUACACCAGGGUGCCCCAAAAGAUAGAUCCCUUGAUGAUGUCAAACUAAAACUCCCAUGAUGCCUUGCAUGCCUCUAGAAUUCCUUUACAAUGACCACGUCAGGAAGCUGUAGUUUUUAAACCUCUGUGGAUCUACCUUUUUGGCACUCCUGGUGUACACUGUGCCUCUUGAAUACACUAAUCGUUUAAAGGGCCACUAUAGGCACCCAGACCACUUCAGCUCAAAGUGGUCUGGGUACCAGGUCCCCCUAAUUUUAACCCUGUAGCUGAAAACAUAGCUGUUUCAGAGAAACUGCUAGACUUACACUGCAAGGUUAAUCCAGCCUCUAGUGGCUGUUCAUCUGACAGCUGCUAGAGGCUGCGUCCGUGAUUUACACGGAGUAAAUAGCACUUAUUUGAAGCUGGACGUCCUCACGGAGUCCAACGUCAAAGAUCCCCACAGGAAAGCAUUGGGCGGGUUUGAAUGCGUGCAUCUAUGGGUAUGCAUUCGGCUCCACUCAGAAGUCGACGUUGAUGGAGGAGAGGUCAUCAGUGCCAAUGGAGCCCGGCGCUGGAUUAAGGUAAGCAAAUGGUUAACCAUUUAUUCGUCGUGGUACAGGGCCCUACUCACAUAAACGAUGUCUUGGGCUCUAUAGCGUGUGUGUGAUACAUAUUUGUAUAUAGUGUUCCUUUAAGGAUAAAUUAGUGUUAAUACAGCAUGCAUAUGUAUUGAUCUAGAAUGACUCCCUAUUGUGCCUGUUGGGUUUUAUUUUUUAUUCUUUCCUGUGGGAUAACACCUUGCCUUUUAAAUUCUAUAUUGAAGUCUACAGUUCUCCGGACUGCCAGCAGUAAAGAACAGACUGAGUGGUAGUAUUUUACUCCUACAAUUUAUUCACCUAUGUAUUGCACCAUGUGAGACGUAUAACCAAAGUAAAGCUGUUUUGUAAUUCACUUCUCUGUAGUUCUGCAAUUAGAAGGAAUACCUACUCUGUUUAUGACGAUAUUUGUUUUCCAUUUUGGUAAUCUAUAUAUUUUUUUUUUUUUCUUAGCAGUGUUUCUCUCCAUCUUUACAAAUGUUUGUAAGCAGCACGCGCUUUCCUCCAAGUCCAAUAAACAGUCCAAACAGGCGCUUUGUAACGUAAGUAUCUUCUAUAGGUUGACAAACUUGCAGUUACAGUUCUUUAAAAGGAAUACAGCUUUGUAAUUCCUAACACGAUAUAUAGUGUCCCUCUUCCCACCUGCUGCACUCAAUGUGUUAAGCAACCUUUUAAGCACUCGUCUUAUUCUAGUGCUGAGGUCCCUCAGUGCUGGCUCUUACUUCGUCUCCUUGGUCAUUGCGAGGGGGGAACCUAAUGCGCAUGCAUGCCGAAUGCACAAUAGGCUUUCUCUAAAGGAAAGCAUUGAAUCUGUUUUCCUAUGGGGAUUUAGAAGACACUGGACGUCCUUAAUGCAAAGUGUGAGGACAUCCAUUGUCGUUUCACAGACAUCAGUAGUGUCGAAGGUUGCUUAAGUCUGCCUUAGUGAAUACUGUCUGCUUAAUCUCCAUUGGUUCCCCCCUUGUCUCAUGCAUGCUAUAUAAACAUUGGUAGCAGGCUACUUUCAGAUGGAACUUUGCUUUAAACUCUGCAAAGUGUGAAUUGGUGCAAUUCCCUUAUAGCAAACUUUUUUAAAAUUUUUAAUUUUUUUUUCUUCCAACCCCCCCCUUUUCCCUCUACCCCUUUAGACGAAGAAGCCAGAGUCCUAUCAACUUAAUACGUCCAAGUGCACUGGGCCCUAUAAAACGGAAAGGUAGUGUUUCUGAAUAUUUUUUUAACUGCUACUAGUUAGCGCAAACCUAUAUAAUUUUUUUUUUUUUUUCUGGUUUAAUCCUUAUGGGCCCCUCUUAUUUUUAUCUUGCUCUGUAACUUUUCUAUAUAAUUUGUUGCAUGAUGGAUUUUGGAUCUGUGUUGCAUCUUUCCUGUGGGAUGUCAAUAUGUCCAUAUCAUGCUAAAGCAAAAACGUAUAGGAGACAUCAGGGCAACCAGUUAUGAAGUAAAAACUGAGUUGUAGUAUAUUUCUCCUACAGUGUAUUUAUUUUUUUAAAAUAUGUUUUCAUAAUUGUCUGCUGAACUUUUAAAGAACAAAUGUUUUGCCUAGAAUAUCCAGCUCCUGGUCUUUAAGGGUGUUUAUAAAAAUGAUUUGGAAAAUAAAAUCACACUGACUAUAGAAAUGUCAUGCUAAACUUGCUGUCUGUCUUUCCCACAACUCCAGUUGAAGAGGAAUUAGGAAAUCAACCAAAGAGAUUGUUCCAAGGAACUACAAACAUGCUUUCAUCUGAUUGCACACAAAUGUCAGAUUGCAGCUGGUAAAUAUCAUUUUUUUUUUUUUUUAUGUAAAAUGUGUGUAUAAUUUUUUAUUUUUUAUUUUUUUUCACAUACGUUGUAUGAAACAGAUUGUCUAAGUUUACAUUUCUGGAAUGAACACCUUUAUUUUAACUGAAGAUGCAAAAUUUAAAGUGUAUUCCCUGCUGAGUGUCAAAUGAACCUCUUGUGAAGUGGAUGUCUCCUUAAAAUAUGUCUCUAAAACCUUGGUGUGAAUGCAAUGAGCAGACAGUAUGUCAGUUGACGAACAAUUGUCCAUUUUUGAAAUUGGAGAAUUGCUCUUAAGCUGGCUUAAAUGGUCACUCCGCACUAAGACAACUUUAGCCUAACAAUGUUGUUUUUGUGUAUAGAUCAUUCCCCCUGCAGUCUCUCAACUCGAUUCUCUGCCAUUAAGUUAAAUUGUUUGUUUAUGCUGCUCUAGUCACACCUCCUGGCUGUGGCUCACACAACCUGCCUUCACACUUCCUGUAUAGAUCUAAGUAAACACACUGUGCCCUAAGAUCUGACUGAAAAUGGAUUUGCCUAGGCCUGCAUAAACCGAAGAAAAUGAUUUUUUGCAGAGUCUUGAUCUAUAUACCAAAACUUCUUUAAGCGAAAGUGUUUGGCGUAUUCACAGUUCCCAGGUAUUUUGGUUUGAAGGGAAAUGCAAGUCUUGGUUCAACAGCUUCCUGUUGAUCCGCUGUAAAAGUAUUUCAAAAUUUAGAUAUUGAAAGACUGAAUUAAGUAAACUACAGAGAAGUCCUCUGUUUUAUUCUCAUCUAACAAUUUUUUUUUUUUUUUUUACUUUGUUAGCCACUCUUCAGAUCUUGACAGCAGUAGCAGCAUAAGUUCAUCUUGUAAGGAGAGCAGCGUGACUAGUUCCCCAGCUGCCUGUCUUAAUUCUUGCUCUUCAUUCACGUCACUUGAGGAUCUUUCACCAAAGUAACUGCUUCCGCUAUGGAUUUACCUUCAAUCUACCAUCUCAACGCAUUUAAAAACUGACAUACAUGCCCUGUGUGAAGAACUGACUCUUUAUUCAGAAGUGGGAAAGUAUGUUGUAAAUGUACAGGCAGACUGUAUGCACUGGUGUACAUAAGUACCCUUCCCCGUAUUUAUUUGUCUAAAAAAGACUACAAUCAUGGACUGUCAAUGUAACUUGUUAAACCAUUUUCAGAUUUGAAAAUUUAAAGGAAAAACCUCUAAACACUGCAUCACCGUUCAAAAAGUCUUCCUAUAGGGUUCGGAUGGCCAUGUGAGCGGUGUAAGGUGCUAAUUCCUGAAAUUAAUGCAAUGUCUACCACUUAAUCAGCUGUGCUGUGAAAAACUUCAAUUUUUUUUUUCUUUCAUAGAUCAGCAGUUCGUUGUAUAUCUAAACUUGGUGUCCAAAUCUUGUUAUACCAAAGUGUAUUUUUUUUUUUUUUUCCAGAACAGUAACACUUGAAAACUCAAAAGUACUGUAGGCUUUGAAGUACUAGUAGUUCAACCUAAUGUUGCCAUUUUAUUUGGGCAAUGCAAACUUUACCUUUUUGCCAUCAGUGUUUUUAACAAAGUAUACUGUCUGAAGAUAAUGGUAGUGUAGUUCAGUGGGUUUUCAACCCAGUUGUUGCACUCAAGAAGCUAGAUUUUUGUCUAUUCCCAUAGGAAAAGAUUUGGGAAAAUUGCUACAUGCUGGAGGUGGUGAGUCUUGAUUUGGAAGGGGAACCACUAACGUAGAUGAAAGAUUAGACCCAUUUUAUAUCCCAAACUCCGAGAUCAAACGCUUUUGCUACAAGAAGGUAUAUAAUCUCUUCCAGGUUGAUCUCAUCACAAAUUGACUUCUGUUACUUCACUUUUUUUAUUUUUAUAAUCAAAAGUGUGCAUAUUUGUAAUAUAGCCUGGUAUUUAUGUACAUGCGUGUGUAUUUACCCCAAAUGUUUCAUUGUGUGAACGGGGCAUAUUUUUUUUGUCACCAGGACACCGCAAAAUGGUGUCAUUGUAUGAAUUCCUUAAAUUACUUACAAAAUAGUUUUGUACCAGCAAUAGAAGUCAGUGAUUAAGUAUUGUAAAUAAUUUGGCAUUUACUGCAUCAUGAAGAUGUGCAGAUUGUUGGUUACAAGUUGUUUCCUGCUAUGUUUUCUUAACAUUUAGCAGGUGUUAGAGAAUCUCAAACAUUUCAACUCCAAAGCACUUUAUGAAGAGGUUCUCAUCGGGAGUGGUUCUCAAACCAUCCUUGAUGACAGCCAGUGGUCCUCCUAUGUUAAGAAUUCUCCUGAAUUGAUGGUGAACCCCAUACCUCUGCUCAAACGUUUUGUUUAUGGGAAAUCUUGUCACUGUUGGCAUGUGACAAUAGGUCAAGGAUAGGCAUGAUUUGUUUAGAUUGAGCUAAAAUAGGCAUUUUUAAUGGGCUUUGUAGUUAUAUUGAAUACUAGACCAGCGAAUGACAAGUAAAUGUUAGUUUCCUUUGUGGAAAUGUAUGUGUUCUAUUGGGACCAAGUGUGCAGGCAUGAAAUAACCAAACUGCUUUUCCAGCAUAUUGCAGUGACUUUAGAUUUCUGGAUCUUUCAAGAAAUAAAAGAGAAACGUCUUCAUGGCUACAAGUGCAGAUAUUUCACAACUAUCUUAGUUGUGUUUUAAAGCUGUAUUUAUAACUAGAGUGCGUAUUUAGUAUUUCUUUUCAAACCCCAUUCUGUAAUUGUGUAUAUAAUCUACUUUAGAUGUGUGCCUUUUAUGAAUAGCAGUUGUCCCUUUAUUUAACCAAACAGUUUGGUAAUCCGUUAUAAACGUCUUGCUGGUCACAGAAUUGUCUCAAGCUUGUCUUAAUCUGCCAACUGACGUAUUCGUAGAAACCAAUGAAAAUGUGCUAUAGUUGUAUAUCUGCUCUUUCUCUUGACCAAAUGAUUCUUUAUCUUAAAAUGUAUAUUUAAAAAUUAUCUAAACGAGGAAGACCAUUUUUAAAACUGAUAAAAUGCCCAGGCUUACAGUGCCUUGUGUUAAUUUGCGCCCCGGCCUUUAUCCCGCAUGCAUUAAAACCACAAGCUUUGUGGGAUGACUGUAGCACAGAGGUAGAGCUGUGUUUUAAGUGCUGCUGUGUCAUAUUUGCAUGUUAAUGUGUUUUAAUAAGCUACAUUGGGAAACCACCAGUAGAUAUUACCAUUUUUUAAAUUUUUUUUGUGUGUGUAUGUGAAUUGUUAAAUUCAUGAAAUGUGUGGUGAUCAGCACUUGAGGACUUUGUGCCAGAAAUUGUAAAGUUUAAUUUAUUUUUUUUCCUUAAUUUUUUUCAUUUCUUUAAAAAACAAAACAAAAAAACACUGUCUGCACUUUCAUGUGUCAUAUUGUAUAUAUCUGUAUAUUGUAUAGCAUAUACUGGUAGAAUUGUGAUUGUAAAUUGUUUUGAAGAUGUACAGAUCUGUUAAGGGCAGUAUUGCUGCUUUAAACAAUAAAACUGCUGCAUAUCCGUUAAUGUCAUUUUCUUUUCUUUAGUAGACUGAGCUAUAGAAACUGAAUGUAUGGGUGGGAUAUAUGAGAGAUGGGUAAAGACACUAGAAGAUCUAUUCACUAAAUGCCAAAAUUUACUACAGAAACUGCUGUUUGCAUUUGCUUCAAUUCUCUGUUAAGUUGCUAAAAUUCCUCCAGUUCACUGUGACUUACCACCAAAUGUUAAAGGAAC